Molecule: messenger RNA, 1116 nt
Organism: Wyeomyia smithii (pitcher-plant mosquito)
Lineage: Eukaryota; Metazoa; Arthropoda; Insecta; Diptera; Culicidae
Product: CLIP domain-containing serine protease B8-like
Exons: 5
Coding region: 10-1032 (340 amino acids)
Biological process (GO): proteolysis
Molecular function (GO): serine-type endopeptidase activity
Source: RefSeq, a predicted model, not a curated record
GCUCACAAGAUGAACUGUCGGGGAAAAGGAUCAGUUGUGUUUCUGGUUUUGGUCGCUUUUGCGUCCUCAGGAAGGGGUGGAUACACUCCGGCUCCACGAACAAAAGUGGUUUCCCCCGGGCAAACUAUGCCAUUUGGAUUGCAUGGAACUAACGUGUAUGUUACUCGUACUAUCCUAGCGGGAGGAACAGUUGCAGAUGUGACGGAAUUUCCCUGGUUGGCGAUGCUGUUCUAUGAAAAUAAAAAGUUUUUUACAUACAACUGCGCUGGGUCACUGGUGAGUAAUACUUUUGUCCUCACUGCUGCUCACUGCGUGAAAGGUCCGGAGUAUGACAUUGCAGGUCCACUAAAAAUGGUACGUCUAGGAGAAUUCGAUGUGCUGAGUGAACCAGACUGUAUGGUCUCCUCGCGAAACAAAAUCAUCUGUAGUCCAGGUAAAUUCGACACCAUUCCCAGAAGUAUUCGAGUUCAUCCUAGCUACCGAGUUGGGGACUCGAAUCACCGCCAUGAUAUUGCGCUCAUACAGCUCGCUUCGAGUCCCCCGCUGUCCCGAUUUCUUCGACCGAUUAACUUGCCAUCGGGUAAUUCACGGCAAGAUCGGCUGAGCACUGGUAGUAACCUCACUGUUACAGGUUGGAGCCGCACAGAGCUCUUCGUUCAACAGAUGGGAGUAACGGCUUCCAGUUCAGCCAAAAUGAAAGUCGAUCUACCCUAUGUAGAUCUGAAGGUUUGUGGCAAUACCUAUAGAAGUCAAAGCAUGCAGCUUGCCGCAGGACAAUUAUGCGCUGGUGGUCGCGGCGGGAAGAACGCCUGCGGUGGUCACAGUGGUUCUCCAUUGAUGUACGUUGACAAUCGCAAGACUGUAACACUACUAGGCGUCGUCUCGUAUGAAGUGGAUGAAUGUGGAAUUGAAGGGUUUCCUGGAAUCUACACCGAUGUGCGUUAUUACUUAGGCUGGAUACGGCAGAAUAUGGCACCGCCUACGCGUCGUCCGGGGCAAAAUCAGGCUCCUUUCAGGCCAUCAUCUUUAUGAGGCUGUUGUUACACAAUCAAGUAGCAUUUUUAGUUUUAUUAGUAUUUGUAAGGGUAUUAUAAAAUCAUAUCAAUAAAACUCUGG